ACCGCGCAUGUGCGCUGCUUUGACAGUCUGACCGUAGCAACAUUCAGCGAUUUUCCACGGUUUGCUUUGUUGCGAAUACACUCAACGGCUCAUUUAUUGUUUUUAUCAGAAACUAGGGCAGUGUGUGAACGUGCAGAAUGCGCCCCGAGGGGCCGGGCUGAGCCAGAAUGGUGGCUAACAUUGGCGUCAUCAACCCAACAAAUGUUGAGGCGACGGCGUAUAUAAGUGCGGUGGCAGCGUUCGCGGCUGUGGUGCUCGUGCUACUGCUAUUCCUGGGCAGGAGGUGGUGUCAUUCGACCGUAUUCAAUCGCAAGUGCUGCGACGACAUCCUCGCUGUAAAUCCACGAAACCCGACCCCUUGCCUUCCAAUAGAAAAUGCGCAGAUCGAUGCUUUGUCGAAACCGAACAAUUUUCCCGAUCGUGUAUUUGCGUUCGAGACCUCCGACUCGGAUGACGACCUGCGCUUGCGCAUACAACAGGAUAAAGAAGAAUGUCACUACGAAGAGAAGAACGAGAAUGCUUCAGCCCCUGUGAAGCUCGAAGUGGAGCUGGUGGAGACAGCGCUGAGGGAAACAACGCUAAGGGAGACAAAGAUCGACGAUGUUGUGCCGCAGAGAACGGAGUACCUUCACACACUCGAAGCACAGAGCAGCGUCGAUAGUGAUGUCAUAGCACAUAAUGAUACUUCCCUGCUUUGUGGUGAAAGCUCUCAAGAGCGUGGGUCAAUCGAGCUGACACUAUUGUACGACGCGCCAGUUCGUUGCAUGACGGUACACGUGCUGCAAGGCCGCUCCCUUCCUCUAAAAACCACCGGACAGAUAUUGCAGAGUCAGGUUCGAGUUGUUCUGCUGCCGUUGAAGAAACAGAAGUUCAAAUCAAAGAUCCGAAAUGGAGAGAAUCCUCAAUACAUGGAGAGCUUCGUUUUACAUAAAAUGAAUCCUGAGGAUGUACACGGUCUUGGCCUGAGAAUCCGUGUGUAUGGAUGCGAACGCAUGCGUCGGCAGCGGCUGCUGGGCGAGGCAGCUGUCUCGUUCGCAUCUCUAAAUCUCGAGCUAGAAAACAAUUUGUGGCUUCAGCUCGCACCGAGACAACACCAUCAAACUAGCUUACAGCUACCAAAACUCGAGUUGACCAGUACAAUAACAGGGGUGCUGGCCAGUCCCUCGUCUAUAGCGACGGUGACUACUCCAUCAGCAGGAGCCGCGGGCGGUGAAGCCUGCAGCCUCGCUCGGUCGGACUCCGCCUCAUCCUGCUGCAGUGCCAGAUCAGCACCAGAACUAUUACUUGGUCUACAGUACAACUCUACGACUGGCCAUUUGUCUGUUGAGAUAAUUAAAGGGACACAUUUCCGAAAGCUCUCUCCGAACAAGGCCCCCGAUACAUACGUGAAGCUCUGCCUCAUCAGCUCUCUCGGUAUGGAGAUGGGACGCUGUAAGUCCACCACACGACGGGCACAAUCCAAUCCGCUGUAUAAGGAGCUGUUUAUAUUUCAGGUGGCUCUUUUCCAACUAAGCGAGGUGACAUUGAUGGUGUCCGUCUGGUGGCGUCGCAGUGUCAAACGAAACGAGAUGGUUGGCUGGUUCUCUUUAGGACACAGUUCUUCGGGACGUGAAGAAGAACGACACUGGAGGGAGUUAUGUGACCGACAAGGGGAGCAGGUACAACGGUGGCACGUUCUGUUGGAUUCCUGACGAUCGCCGACUUAGCGCACGGAAGCGCUCGCCUGAAUUGUCUACGCCACGGCUCGGUUUCCCCUUCGGUCCCAAGUCGUGAGCAGGCCGUUUCCCGACCAUUCUAUAUCGGGGAACCAUGCAUCCACGAUUUCACUGGUUCAAUCACUUUCCACGUGACUUCGUUUUUGAUGACCACACUCGUGGUUCGCUUUUUUAAUAAAAGCAGCGAUGUUUUUUCGCGUAAUCCGUUUUUCUUGUGCGGGCCGCAUAGUUGAACUCGUGUGAGAUUUUUUCAUAACGUCACAGUUAAAUCAAUCCGAAUCCUUGCGAACAGUACGUGUAUGGAAAUGAAGGAAAAAAAUUGUUGAAAAGGUUGAAAUUAUGGAAUGAAAACAGUAACAUUUAAUACACUUUUUUUUUCAAUUACAUUUAUGUACAUAUACCUAAGCACCAGUUUCAGCUGCGGCCUGAAAUUUUUUGAUGAUCGCACAAUAUUGUAUCGCGUGAGCACGCUCUUAAUGUUUCGAUGUUGUUAAUAUUAUUAAUGAAACGAUUGUUAUUAUAAAUUUGAAAUUUAUUACAUUGUAAUAUGUACGUGCUUUUCGCAUUGAAUGCAUUAGGAAUUGUAACGUUCCGAUUUUUAUUAAAUUUUGUAAAGGUUACUUACUAAUUUGCUCGUAUGUAAAUUGGUAUAUAGGUCGUAUAUUGUAUAAAACUUGAAGCCUUUUGUUCAAAAAUUGAAAUCAGCGUGCAGAUUUGAUUUUUAACAUAUCACCAGAUAAAAGGAGGUGUAUUUUACUUUCAUUACAGACAGGCUCUUUAGAUUUCUAAGAAAAUAGUCACAUGUUUUUUUUAUUUAUUGGUGCCCGUGUAGGCAGACGAGCAUACGGCCCUCCUGAUGAUCAGUGGUUACCGUCACCCAUGAACUUCAUCAAUGUCAGGGGCAGAGCCAAGCUGCUGCCUACAUGUUCAAAACAAGUAAAUUGUUUUGGAUUAGUCAAAAAGUAUGCAUUAUCUAACUUAUAGUUUUAGUAGCUGUUGUUGACUCUUAGGUACUCGAGUGAAAACGGUGCACUUGAUGUAUCAAUUAAUAAUAAUAAAAGCUGAUUUCAUGUACUUACAUACUUAAAAGAUCGAAAAAGUUUCAAGUUUUAAGUUUUGAAACGAAAAAGAUUUUGAUGAUAACCUUUUUAUAAUAUAAUAUAUUUAAUAUAAAGACUUGCAGCGCACAACACUUGUGAGAUAGUUAUAAUGUACUAGAAUUGAUAUUUAUUGAAUACUCAUAUUAUACACAGAAUUUAGGACGGCCCAAAUAAAUUAAAUACCUACCUAUUAUAUUUACAAUUUAAGAAAAUUAUGCUAUUCAUUUCCCAAUUAACGACACUAGGUCAAACAACUUUAAAAUUUAUAAUUAAUAUAUCUACGUACCUAAAAUCAAUUGCUAUAUUAAAUGAUGAGUUAUGUAAAUAUUCAGUAAAACAUUUCUUAAAAUAAAACUCAGGCUAAAAAUUACUAUUUAUAAAAUUGCAUGUUUUUAUUAAAUUUUCGUUAUUAGUUGCGUAAGAUUCUUAGUAGGUUAUUAUAUUCGAUUACGAAUUUUCGUGUAGCGCUAACUUCAUCUCCAUGCCUCCAAUGAACACUACUCUAACUCCAAAUUCGUAGGUUUACAGGAGGAGAGUUUAAAAGAAAAAACUUGAUAGGUGUCAAGGGACA
This is a messenger RNA of Bombyx mandarina (wild silkworm), 3386 nucleotides long. RefSeq names its product Synaptotagmin 14 (gene Syt14). The record is from RefSeq and is a predicted model, not a curated record. NCBI's taxonomy places the organism in Eukaryota, Metazoa, Arthropoda, Insecta, Lepidoptera, Bombycidae. Gene Ontology annotation, molecular function: phospholipid binding.